Molecule: messenger RNA, 595 nt
Organism: Rubroshorea leprosula
Lineage: Eukaryota; Viridiplantae; Streptophyta; Magnoliopsida; Malvales; Dipterocarpaceae
Source: the annotation of a GenBank genome assembly
GUUUAAUUGUGAUUGGUAUGACACGAACCGAGGAAUACAUGUCAAUGUUGAACACGGAAUUGUUGAUGUCAAUCCAAGGUUUAAACUUUCAAUGGGGGAGCCAUUUUGCCUUGCUAGUCGAGCACAACAAGUUUAUUAUAUUCCAUAUCCAGCAGCCACAGAUAGAACUACCCGGGGAUGGUUGGCAACAUGUAAAAUCAAAUCUAAACAUGUAAUUGAGACCUCAUCUACCUCAUUUUCAAGAGAGGUUGAUGGUAUUUUUCAAGAUGAUGACCCCUCCAUAAUGCAAGGCUCUUCAUUAGCUAUAGAUUUAACUGCAUACCAAUCACUUCAACUAUCUGCAGAAGGUGUUACAGAAGUUGAGGUUGAUGCUAAUACAGCUGAAGAAAAGAAGGACUAUGGAGAAGAAAAAGAUUCAGAAUCCUCAGGAAAUAGUGAUAAUGUUGAGGAUGGUGAUGAUAGCGAUGAUAGUGAUGAUUAAUUGAAAUAUCUGUAUUAUUACUUAUUAAAUAUAUGUAUUAAAAUUUCUUUGUCUUACAUAUAUUGUUUUAUCAAGUUAUAUAUUUUUCAUUUAAAAUAAAAUUAUUGUAUGAUU